UUCAAAUGUCAGCUGCUCCAGUGUAAUGAGGAAGGUACUGCAUCAGGAUGAUAUCGUUGAGGUGAAACUGCUGAUUUUAUUUUGGACAAACGAAAUAGUUUUCCGCUGCAGCAAUAAUGAGGGAUAGGCUGGAUCAUCUGCAGACCAUCUCAGAGUCUAACAGCCAGCUGGAGGAGAUGGAAGCAGACUCUUUCAGCAAUGUGGACCUGGAGGAGAGUUUCAACCAGCAGGCUGUCAUUUUUAACAAUAGUGAUGAGAUGGAGUCAGUGCUUGAUGAAGCUCAAGAGACUAGGCGUGAGAUUCAUCUAAUCCGUCUUGAGGUGAAGCGUCUCAGGGAGCAAAACACGCGUCUACUUAGUGAACCAACUCGCACAACUCAUGUAAAGCGCAAUGCUAAUGUUAUCGUCGGUGACAUCAAGACCCGUGGAGAGGAUGUUCUGGCACGCCUUCACAAGAUGGAUAACCACGCUAAAGAGCUUGAAGAAGAGCACGGUGUGAACUCGGCUGUGGCGAGAAUUGCCCGAACACAGUAUGCCACCCUGAGCAACAACUUCCGCGACACAUUGACAGAGUACAACGAUGCAGAGAUGAGCCACAAGGAAAGUUGCAAGCUUCACAUCCAACGGCAAAUGGAGAUUGUGGGCAGAGAUGUUUCAGGCGAGCAGAUUGAUGAGAUGCUGGAAAAUGGCCAGUGGAACAUCUUCAGUGACAACAUUAUCUCAGAAGGCAAGACGGCUCGAUCUGCACUCAACCAGAUUGAGAGCAGACAUCGGGACCUGCUGGAGUUAGAAAGUCGACUCAAGAGCCUUCAUGAAGUGUUCCUGGAUGUGGCUAUGCUUGUAGAGGAACAGGGACCCAUGACAGACUACAUCUUAAACAAUGUUCAGAAAACCGAUGCUUUUCUUGGUGAAGUCCUUGUUAAACUGGAAAGAGCCAAGAGACAUGACAGUAACAACCCAUUCAAGAAAAUGUUCUGUGGAUGCUUUCCAUGCGCAAAGAGUUGAGGCUGUUGAUCAGAAUCCGUUGAGAUCUUAAUCCUCCAAGACUAAAGCUUUCUUAUACCCAUCCAAAUCUAAGAGAUCACAAAACCUUAUUGUUCCAGUAAAACAGCUGAGAGGAAUUUAAGUGAAUACAAGUAAAUACAUAGACAUAGAUAUAUUUAAAUAGUUACACAUUUUAACAUCAUAUUCAUACACAGUAAAGUUAAGGAUCUUUUUAACUGAUGUUAUGGCUGAAAUUGUGUGGAAUUAAAAGUUAAACAUACCGUAUGCAUUACCUUUUCCAUCCAGAAAAUAUUUUUUCAUCCAGUUGCAUUCUUAGAUAGUGGAAAUACAACACACUAUUUGUCAUUUGUCAUUGCACUUUCUUGCCUAUAUGUUAUAAAACCGGAUUAUGAAGCAUUUGCCAUGUUUUGCCAUAUUUGCAAAUCAAGUUGUUUUGAUUGUCUUGUUGUUUUUCAACUUAAUAAUUGGUUUCUCUUGAAUACACAAUAUGCAUAAUGUCUGAAUUAUUUUAUUAGUCAAA
Molecule: messenger RNA, 1524 nt
Organism: Xyrauchen texanus (razorback sucker)
Lineage: Eukaryota; Metazoa; Chordata; Actinopteri; Cypriniformes; Catostomidae
Product: syntaxin-11-like
Exons: 2
Coding region: 117-1004 (295 amino acids)
Biological process (GO): exocytosis; intracellular protein transport; synaptic vesicle fusion to presynaptic active zone membrane
Cellular component (GO): presynaptic active zone membrane; synaptic vesicle; plasma membrane
Molecular function (GO): SNAP receptor activity; SNARE binding
Source: RefSeq, a predicted model, not a curated record